Messenger RNA from Pelagomonas calceolata, 1317 nucleotides. The record is from the annotation of a GenBank genome assembly. NCBI's taxonomy places the organism in Eukaryota, Pelagophyceae, Pelagomonadales, Pelagomonadaceae.
CAGCAAGAGCGCGGGGGGCAGCCCAAAUCUGUCACUGCGCAUCAAAGCACGACAAGGAUGGGCAAAAAAUCCCGCAGAAAGCCUGCGAAGCCGCCCCGUGCUCCGGACACGCCAGACACGGCGGCGGGCGGCGACGACCAGGACUGGUGGGUGAAUGGCGGAGCCAUGCCUGAAGCAGAUUUCGUCGCAAGGGCUUACGAAGAGAUCGUCUCGGACCCGAAUCACAACGACUACCCCCUGGCCGAACGUCAUGCCGCGGCCGGUCUGACGCCCCUCAAGAGGCGCCCGGAGCGCGUCAAGAAACGCCGGCCGUCGUGCGACGUGUGCGGCGCCGAGAACGCGCGCUACACGUGCAUCGGCUGCGGCUCGCAGCACUAUUGCGGCAAGGACUGCCAGAAGUACGCUUGGCGCGAGGACGGGCACCGCGACGAAUGCAAGACGCUCCAGGACGUUUCGCGCGCGGAGGCCGCAGCUAUCGUGGCGCAGCUCAACGACGCGUCGCUCAUCCCGCCCUUGCGCGUUCGAGACCUGGAACGGCUUGACGGCGACGACGUCUACGCGCCGGCCGUCGAGUUCGGCCUGUACGCAGCGUUCCGGGCCGUGCUUCGGGCGCAGACCGAUUUCCAGGCGCUCCUCCAGUUAUAUACCUCGAACUGCGAAUGCUCGUUCCUGCAGCAUCUUGCGUGCACUCCCUUCCGAGGGGAGCGGAGGAGUCGUGCCGGCACGGGCAGCUUCAGCAAGGCGGACGGCCAGCGGUUCGCGGAAUUUGUGGACUCGUCCGACGACGCCUGGGAACUGUGGCUCGCCGCGACGGCGACGCUGGUGCGCGUCUGCACGGAUCGGCGCGUGGCGUCGCAGAGGAUUACGCAUACGGUGUGCCACCGCACGAGUAGAGACUCGCUCUGUGGCCUCGUUUGCAUCUUGGCGCGGCGAGAAGUCGCCGAAGCGCUCUUCGCUUCGCGCGAUGGAAGCGACGCCGAUAAAGCGUUCAUAAAAGCGCGGGCGCAGCGAAGCGCGAAAUUGCUCAAGAAACUGCUCGACCACCUCGCGGCGACGAGCGAGGACGAGGAUCCGGGCUCGAUCCUCGAGGGCAACGUAAACCAACUCACGGCGCAGUUCGCCUACUGGUGCCAGGCCCAUCGCGUCGGCGUUGACAUUGACCGCGUCGUGGGUCUCCGCGGUGCGCGGAAGCAGAUGUAUGAGGGCCUGGCGGUGCCUCUCGCCCGGGCCACGAUAGACAAGGGCCGCAUCCUGAAUUCGUCCGAGAGCCGUGCGGUCAUGGCGGCCAUUCGGCGUAACUUCUGAAACACAAACUUA